This is a messenger RNA of Octopus sinensis (East Asian common octopus), 1139 nucleotides long. Its product is annotated as protein KTI12 homolog. The record is from RefSeq and is a predicted model, not a curated record. Bases 256 to 1080 code for a protein of 274 amino acids. Lineage: Eukaryota; Metazoa; Mollusca; Cephalopoda; Octopoda; Octopodidae. The transcript is spliced from 9 exons.
AACGAUUGGAAAUAUUCUUCGUAGGAAUUUUCGAAAUCCUUAACGAAUAAUUCGGCAUAUAUAAGAUUGGAAAUUAUUUAAGAUUUUUCUAAUAAUUUGUUUUUAGCAUCGGUGACCAGAGCAUUUGGGCGACUUUUGUAAUUGACAAGUUAAAAUACCUAAGUCAGCUUAUUAAAAGCUCAACACACAGUUUUCAAACCUGCAGAGACCGGUUGUCGCCUCGUUCUGACAGUGGUGGCCAUUUUAGUGUCAGAAAUGCCGCUGGUUAUUCUAUGUGGUUUGCCUUGUUCGGGCAAAUCGACCGUUUCCCAGUCACUGGCUUCAUACUUCCAAGAACAGUCUAAGAAUGUGGACAUUAUCAGUAUCCAUUCCGUUGGGUUGGAUAGGAAUUCAUUAUUUGCUGAUUCCAUGAAAGAAAGAGAAGCCAGAGGUUUACUCAAAUCUGCUGUCCAAAGAUCUAUUUCUAAGGAAUAUGUUACCAUACUUGAUGCUAUGAACUACACUAAAGGAUUCCGCUAUGAGCUGUAUUGUGUUGCUAAGUCAAGUUCCACACCUCACUGUGUGGUGUACUGUGCAGCUAACCUGCAACAGUGCAGUGAAUGGAACAAGAAUAGGCUAGAAUCGGAACAGUAUUCUGAAGAUAUACUUGAACAACUUGCUCAAUGUUUGGAAAUGCCCAGUUCUCAGACUCGAUGGGAUAGUCCUUUAUUUGUGAUUCAAAAAGGAGAUGAAUUACCAAAGCAGAAAAUUGCAGAUGCUCUAUUUUCUCGAAAGGCUCCACCUCCAAAUAUGUCAACACAAUCACAACCUUUGUCAUCAACAAAUUUUCUCUAUGAUCUUGAUUGUGUGACAAAUACUACAAUAAAAACAAUUAUGCAAGCUCAGAGUUCGAGUGUCCCAGGAGAUCAAUUUACUAUUCCAGGAGUGGAAGAGAAAAUAGUAUUUAAUCGUCACCUACCAUUAUCAGAACUACAGCGGUACAGACGACAGUUUAUUACUUACACAAAAAUGCAUCCUGUUGAAGAUACGAAGAAACUUUCUUGUAUGUUUGUAUCAUAUCUUAAUAGUUAUAUUAGUUGACAAUAAUAUAUUUAUAUUUUUAAAAUUUAUUAUUUUUUGAAUAAAGAUAUGGAAAAUAA